AUGAGCUGUGGGCUCCAAUGCUGGGUGGUGCUUUGCCUCCUGGGGACAGGCUCCAUGGACACAGGAAUUACCCAGACACCAAAGUCCCUUGUCACAGGCAUGGGGAACAAGAGGUCUUUGAGGUGUGAACAGAGUUUGGGACACAACGCCAUGUACUGGUAUAAACAGGUCCCAGACAGGCCUCCACAACUCAUGUUUCUGUACAACUACAAGGAGGUCUCUGCAAAUGAGACUGUCCCGAGUCGCUUCUCCCUUGAGAAGCCCGACAACUCCCACCUGUACCUCCACGUGGACGCCCUGGAGCCCGGCGACUCGGCUGUGAACCUGUGUGCCAGCAGCAAAGACACAGCCCUGCAGAGCCUCCACCACCCUGAGCACAAACCACGGCCCAGCAGGAAGGACUCAGCCUGUCCCCCAGGCCCCAAAUCUGCUCAGACCUUCUCCCAGCUCCUGCCUCCUGGCUCCCGGCUCCCAUGGACCAUUAGGUUCCUGUCGCCGGCUGUGUGGUCCCAUCCCACAGGACACUCAGAACCCAGAGUCCACCAGAGCCCUCGCCACCUGGUCAUAGGAAUGGAUCGGGAGGUGGUCUUGAGGUGUGAUCCCAUUUCUGGUCACGUGUCCUUGUACUGGUACCGACAGACCCCAGGGAAGAACAUGGAGCUCCUGAUUUACUUCAAUGAUGAAAAUCCUUCAGAGAAGUCUGAAAUAUUCAAGGACCGCUUCUCCGCGGAGAGGUCUGGCAGGUCAUUCUCCAACCUGAAGAUCCAGCCUGUGCAGCCGGGGGACUCGGCCGUGUACCUGUGUGCCAGCAGCGAGGACACAGCCCUGCAGAGCCACCUCCCACCCGUGCACAAAGCCACAUG
Messenger RNA from Orycteropus afer afer, 863 nucleotides. NCBI's taxonomy places the organism in Eukaryota, Metazoa, Chordata, Mammalia, Tubulidentata, Orycteropodidae. The record is from RefSeq and is a predicted model, not a curated record.